This is a messenger RNA of Linum trigynum, 1095 nucleotides long. Lineage: Eukaryota; Viridiplantae; Streptophyta; Magnoliopsida; Malpighiales; Linaceae. The record is from the annotation of a GenBank genome assembly.
AUGAUGUCUCCAAAACCAAUCGGCGACGAUCGAGGCUCUGCCAAUUUUAGGCACACUCCCUUGCAGAUAAUACACGUAAUUGGCAACUUUUUGAGAAUAUGGUCGGUCUACUCCAUGUACCGCUAUUUGAUUCAGACUGGAUCAUCUGUGGGCCUUUUCAUAUUUUGCUGUCUUCUUCCAUCAUCAUUGUUGUUUCUGGCUAUGCAAAAACCUUGGAAGGGAAGGCCUCUCUCUAAUCAACAGGUUGUGCCUUCGAUCAUCAAUGGUGUCAUAACAGCUUUGUAUUUCAGCAUGUGGGGAAAGGGCCUCAAGUCAUGUGGGCCAGUGCGAACCAUCUUGGCAGAGUAUGCAGGUGCUGUUCUUGGUGUAUUGUCAGCAGCAUUGUAUGGACAGGGUAAACACUUAUGGAAAAAGGUUGGAGGACUUGUUGCAAUGAUGCUUUCUUUCUACUUGCUAUCUCGAGGGUGGGCCAUGGGCACACAUUCACCUUUUGAUAUCCUUGGCUGCUCAAAACUUAACUUGAAAUUACGAUCCAAAGAAAACCUUGAUGCAGAAGCUCAUCCAGAAGAAAUCUUGGGUAUGAAAGACAUGAUAGUUCCAAUUAUUGCUGGAAUCUUAUCAGCUUUAAGAAGGGUGAUUGCACGACGUGUUUCACUCAAGAAUCAACUGAAAAGAAGGCUGCAUGCUAUAACCAUCACCUCUGCAACAUGUUUUCUUUUUCCCGUGGCUAUGUGGGACUUCAUAACAGGAUCAACUUCUGAUAGCACAAGUCAACUUCCAUUUUCUGCUUGGGCAUUUGGGAGCUUUAUUCUUUUCGGAGUUAUCUUGGUAUUCUAUGUUGACAGCAUUGCAGAAGAAAGGUUGCAUAUGGUUUUCUCUUCUCCAAGGCACUUAAUGGUGGCUGGAGGUUGUAUGAUCAUCCUAGAGAUUUUCUAUCAGAUGGACUUCUCUCUGCCGGGGUACUUACUUUGCUGCAUAAUUCUGGGUUUUGGGAUCUACGAGGCAACAGCUUUGGAACGUAGUAAGAAGGGAACUCAACACUUUGAUUCGUCAGAAGAAAUGUUGGACGACAUGAAGUCCCCUCUCCCAAGUUGA